AUCCGGUGUGCUCGAACCUUUUCCCCCAGCAGCGAAGAAUGGAGCGAGCCGCUAACGACGCUCCGCUGCUAUAGCGCGAGACACACGUCCGCCACAACAAGUAACACCGAGAAAGAACCAACCAACAAACAAACAAAAAAACAACAACAACAACAACAGCAACCUUCACGUUAAACCCCGGACGGUUCGUGCACGUUUCCCCCGGGGGGCGCGUGAGACAAACCGGAGCCCGUCUCCCGGUUGCUGGUGUGGAUCCUGGUCACGGCGAAGGUCUUCCACCUUCUCCUUCCUGGUACAAAUGUUGAGGUGAGAGAUCCGCCUGUCCGACAGCUGUUCGAGGCGAGGACGUACGGAGGGACGCAGGCGGAGUGCCGGUCAGCUCCAACAGGUGUUUGGUUCAUGAGAGCGACCGUGCCACCCAGGCACCGGCAGUGACCAGGGCUGUGGCUGCGGUGGGCCCGGCCCAGGAGGCCUUUUUGUACAUCACUCCGGGCUCCCGUGGACCUUGAGCUGCUCGCGCCAUGGAUCAACCGAGGGACAAGUACGGCGAGCGGCCCGCCAGGAGCACCAAAGUGCCCCAGGGGAGCCGCAGCGGGCACUCGUCCCGACCCUCGGGUUCCUCCGGCUCGUCCGGGGUGCUCAUGGUGGGGCCCAACUUCCGCGUGGGCAAGAAGAUCGGCUGUGGAAACUUUGGUGAAUUGAAGCUCGGUAAAAAUCUCUACACCAACGAGUAUGUAGCUAUUAAACUGGAACCAGUGAAGUCGAGGGCACCACAGCUGCAUUUAGAGUACCGGUUCUACAAAACCCUGGGAACCACAGCUGAAGGCGUGCCCCAGGUGUUUUACUUUGGGCCCUGUGGGAAGUACAAUGCCAUGGUUCUGGAGCUGCUGGGCCCGAGUCUAGAGGACCUCUUUGACCUUUGUGACCGGACUUUUUCACUGAAGACUGUCUUAAUGAUUGCUAUACAGCUGAUUUCCCGAAUGGAGUUUGUGCACUCCAAAAACCUCAUCUAUAGAGACGUGAAACCUGAAAACUUUCUCAUCGGGCGGCAAGGGAAUAAAAAGGAGCACAUCAUCCACAUCAUUGACUUUGGUCUGGCCAAAGAGUACAUCGACCCCGAGACCAAAAAACACAUUCCGUACAGGGAGCAUAAGAGCUUGACCGGCACGGCCCGAUACAUGUCCAUUAAUACACAUUUAGGAAAAGAGCAAAGCCGGCGAGAUGACCUGGAGGCCUUAGGCCACAUGUUCAUGUAUUUCCUUCGUGGGAGUCUACCAUGGCAAGGUCUAAAGCAGGCCGACACGUUGAAAGAACGAUACCAGAAGAUCGGCGACACUAAACGAAACACUCCCGUCGAGGUUCUUUGUGAGAACUUCCCAGAGGAGAUGGCCACCUACCUGCGAUAUGUGAGGCGGUUGGACUUCUUUGAAAAGCCGGACUACGAAUACCUGCGGACGCUGUUCACUGAACUGUUUGAGCGUAAAGGAUACACCUUCGACUACACGUACGACUGGGUCGGCAGGCAGAUUCCCACACCAGUAGGGUCCGUCCAUAUAGACUCUGCGGCGUCUGCUGUGACGAGAGAGAGCCAUCCUCACCGGGACCGGCCCUCACAGCAUCCGCCAAUCAGAAAUCAGACAGCGGUCUCAGAUCGACGAGGAGCAUGGGAGGUGCAGCCCACACGCCAAGCAAACUCCUCCUAUCUGACCUCCCACCUGGCAGCGGACAGGCACGGGGGCUCAGUGCAGGUGGUCAGCUCGACCAACGGGGAGCUGAAUGCAGACGAUCCGCUGGCUGUUCACUCCAGCGCUCCCAUCGCCGCUCAGGCAGAGGUGGAAGUGGUCGACGAGGCCAACUGCGUGAAAAUGCUCAACCUGUGGUGCUGCUGCUUCUUCAGGCGGAAACGGAAGAAGAACACGCCGAGGCACAAAUGAUCGUCCGCCACCGGCCCGAGACGCGUCCGGCUCAGUCGAUUCUUUUUCGUUUCUUUUUUGUCAUUUCAGAAAUCAAUGCGGUCACAUUGAGAAUGAAUUCGGGAGACGACCUGAAAGCUCUUGAUUGGAUGGUUUUCUGGAGGGACCCGUGUUUAAAGACGAAUGAUUUGUUGAGACGUACGAGUUCUUUUUCUUGUUUCUCCUGCAGAGAAACAAGAUUUCUUUCUUUGAUUCCCAAAAUCCUGUUUUCACCCCUCAUUGGUCGGUUCGCUCAUUUCAACACGCCGCCCUUUGGGUCGUCGGCGGGCGAGGGACUGAAUGUAAACCCGAGGGCCCCCCCCCCCCCAAGCACUGGGCCCCCCUGGGGCCCGAGGGAACAGGAGACCAGAGGCCUCCUGCACUGUGCUCUCGGGGGAUUUGGGAUGUCGAGGGGAAACCCUCCUCAGGCAGUCCUGCUCCUGACUGCUUUGAAGCAAGACACUUGGAGGGAGUGGGGGAGGGGGGGGGGCAGGCAAUGCUAUUUAUGCUAUUUAUGUCUCGGUUGCCACCAGUUUUCUUACUUAGUCUAAAACAUACACUGAAUGUCUGGACAGAAAUGUAAAUGACUUUGGAGCAUUUAUAUAAUCUUGUCAUUUUUGGAGUUCAGGCCGAUAUUUAAGAAGUGGGGGGGGGGGGUGAUACCAAAACAAAGUGGAAUUAAAGGAUGCAGGGUCUCAAAAUGUUGAUGAUGUGAUGGUUAUUAAUGGACUUUUCACCAGUAAACACCGGGGGGGACGUUUCUUUGGAGUGGACCCCCUCCCCCCCCACCCCACGCUGCUGUCCAAUGCCUUAACCCCAACCAGUCUCCACCAGUCCUCCCAUCAGUCCACCGCCAGUCUGCCAUCACAUCACCAUUCGGAUAAGCCAGUUGGCAGCGUGAUUUUCUUUGGGGGGGGGUGAUGCAGGCUCUUCCCCAGCUUGCAUCAGCUAGAGAGAGCGAUGCUGAACUGGUUUGUAGUAAAGAUCUCUGAUGGUGUCUGGACGUCCCUGCGGGUCCAGUCUGAAGAACUAUGUCCUGCAAAGCCAUGUUUGAACUUUGGACAGCUCUGCUGAGGACCCCUCCCCCCCCCCCCCCCCCGCAGCCCCCCCCGCCGUGAGCGAAGGCGACAAAGUGAACAUGUCCAUCCCGUUUUUAUUUAGUGUCAUGGAGGACUGCCUUGAGAACAAUAUCCUCGAUACGUCACCUUGCGAAUCCUCCAAAGAGAAUUACCGCUCACCGCUGUUUUAAUUUUUUUUUAUGUUCUAAUCUUGCUAAUGUGAAUUUGUUUGAACGCAAUUUCUUUUUCUUUUGUUUUCCCCAUUCCAAAUAGCCAUGGUUUUACGGGGGAAAGAGAGGGUGACGGGGGGAAGAAAAAAAAGCUCGACAUCCGUGAUGCACUACACCCGUUGACCCGGCGACGCCCCGCCUUCGUAAGACUGACUUUGAACGUGCUCGUUACUUUAUUGAAGCUGCCUCGUUGCUUGGCCUUCCCCACGGAGUGCAGGGGAUAUACUUUAAAUUACUUUCAUCCCCUUGUUUUUUUUUGUGCCAUUGUCCAAAUACUUUUUCUUUUUCCCGUUCUGCACACACACACACACACACACACACACACACACACACACACACACACACACACUUACUCGCUGCAGUCCUGGGUGGGUGGACUCGUGUUAGAGUUGGUGUUGGGUGUGGACCUUCUCCAUCAUCCUGUAGAAACACCAAUGUUGUGGACGAGUUCUCUCAAUGAACCUGCGUGUAUUUACACUGUAUAGCUUUGGGUUUAUUCUCACCCCCGAACCGCCAGUUACUCCGGGUCUAACUUAUUGUGUUAUUGAAAGUACUUGAAUAUGAGAAAAUCUACGGGACCUUUUUUUUCUGUUUUUGUUUGGGGGGAGGGGUUCCUUCCUUGGUCGUUACCAUAGUGAUUCCACACGUAGGAUUUGAGGGCAAUGGCGGGUAAACGGGCUAUUUGAAUGACAGGUGUUCAUUUCUUCGAGACGUGUUGGGCUGACCUCGCAGUCGGAUGUCUGUUACAGGGUCGCGCUCCUGUCGCCGUACACACACAUUUUUAUCCGUUUCAGUUAUUAUUUUUUCCGGACACCAAACCAGCGACUCCUGCUUCGGACUCUGGUCUUUGCCGCUUCCUGAGAAGAGCCAGGCGUGUCUUAAUGUGUAGUGAGAUGGACAUCCAGACUAUUUAGCCUCCCGCGUUGCCCCUGGUGCCAUUCCGGAGACUACUACUCGCCCCAAGCCUUUUACCUGUGCCAGGAAAAUGUACACAGUUGAAUGUGUUCUUGACCAUCGCAUUCCACCGGGGGGGGGGGGGGGUGGUCCUCCACGUGUCCACCGUCAUGUUGGGCAGGUGAGGAGUUGCCCAGUUCAUGCCAGGAAGUGUUUUUAUGAGUUGCUUCUGUUGGUUUCUUUCCGUUAUUGUUGAAACCAACGACAAUGUAUCGAAUUUAGUUUAAUGUAGCUACAUUUGCAACAUCUGCUUCUCCCUUGAAGUGCUGGUCUGCUGAAACGGUAGAUAUCGAUAUAUUACUCUGGUGUAUUUACUUGUUACUCUCUGGGCCUCAUGCAGAGCGAUAUAGGAGUACUCUGUGUGGUUUGUAUCUGCAUGGCUUGUAUCCGGAGGCGACAGCCAGUGGCCUCGGUCCGUCGCUGUCUCUCUGGCUCCAGUGACGCGUCCUCACCUCGCACACCGCUGGGUCAGUGAGACGGGGGAGGUUUUUUUUCGGCUUUCGGGUCCUCAUGUAAAAUAAAUGUCUUCUCACCGCACAUUCCAUUUCAGUUGCCAUCCUUCCUGAUGUGCUUCAGUCAGAGUUGUGUUUAUGACUUUCGUUGUGCGUCAGUCACAUUCUCGUGUCAAAGCUAUGUAAAGGAAAGCGAAGGCUGGUUAAGGUGUGAAUGGAUGGCUUAAGUCUUUAUGGGUUCUCUGGCACUUUUCCCCUGUUGCUGUACUGUAGAAUUGUCUUGGAUUUACUGUAUUGUUUUUCUUUGAGGGAGAGGUUUAGGGUGACAUUUACUGCAAUAUUGUGAUGAUUAUUUGUAAAUUGUACAGAGUUCACAAUUAUGCUCUUUGUUCUUUCUGUUGGGAUUCUAUAUCAAAUAUGUAUUCUUUGAUAUUUUUUUCCCCUCUCAGACUGGAAAAUCAAAUUGUACAGCUCCAAGAGUUUAUCCUCCCCUCAGCUUUUUUUUCAGAGCUAUGAUUAAGAGAAAUCUUAAAACUGUAAAUAUAUAUUAUUGUGUUGAAAUAUGAAAUAUGAAUGUCACUUAAAAUGUAUUUGAAUGAGUUAGUCAAGGGCUUCAAGAAUGAAGGACCCAAAUUUCUUCUUUUUAUGCUUUCAUAUUUUUGAUUUACAGAAAGGUAAAGAUCCUUUUUUUUUAAUCUGAAAAGCCUUUUUUUUCCUUUUUCUUUCUGGAUUCAUGUGUCACACAAGCUUAUAAAAUCACUUUUUAUUCCCUCCACAGUGAAAGGGAAACUCCAGUUUGCACCCUUUUUUAUGUAAAAUAAAAGAUCUCUCCACCUUG
Molecule: messenger RNA, 5484 nt
Organism: Pungitius pungitius (ninespine stickleback)
Lineage: Eukaryota; Metazoa; Chordata; Actinopteri; Perciformes; Gasterosteidae
Gene: csnk1g1
Product: casein kinase 1, gamma 1
Exons: 14
Coding region: 522-1934 (470 amino acids)
Biological process (GO): endocytosis; signal transduction; peptidyl-serine phosphorylation
Cellular component (GO): plasma membrane; nucleus; cytoplasm
Molecular function (GO): protein serine/threonine kinase activity; ATP binding
Source: RefSeq, a predicted model, not a curated record